Messenger RNA from Cladophialophora immunda, 1452 nucleotides. RefSeq lists its product as uncharacterized. The transcript has 7 exons. Lineage: Eukaryota; Fungi; Ascomycota; Eurotiomycetes; Chaetothyriales; Herpotrichiellaceae. The coding region runs from base 1 to 1452 and encodes 483 amino acids. The record is from RefSeq and is a predicted model, not a curated record.
AUGGGUGUGAAAGGCUAUCUUCGCUGGCAUGGUCCAUUCAUGCAGAACGCGCUUGCGGCGCUCUGUCUCGGCUUGACUGCUGGCAUCUAUGUGGCUCUGUCUGGACUCGGUGCAGGAGGCGGUCAGGCAACAUCACAGCACAUGAUAGACAUCGCUCAAGCCUCGUGUGAUGCCGCCUCGCUUGUCGCUGGGCUGUUCUGUGGUGUUAUGCUCAACAAGUUUGGUCCGGCCAUCUGCGCAUCUGUCGGGGCCGUCGGGUAUGCAGUUUAUGUAGGAGGCUUCUGGUAUUUUGGCGAACACGGCACCCUCGCUUUUCCCGUCACCGGAGCGACCAUUCUCGGAAUCACAGCGGUUCUCAUCGAGUCAACAGUCAGCUAUAUCGCGAUUGCCUACUCCGAGGAGCGCGAGAAAGGCCUCUAUGUCACCAUGAUGCAAGUUAUCAAGUAUGGGUGCAGCUUGGUGGCAGCAACUAUCCCCUUGGCGAUUGACGCGAGCAAUCCCAAAGCGACCUCGGUGCCGACGGCGGUUUAUAUCACGUUCAUCAUCCUGAUGUCUUCCGCCGUGGUUCUCGGUCUCUUCAUCCUUCCAGCCGAGAAGAUCAGACGAGACGACGGCACCGGGAUCGCCGUCCUCCCGAAACUGACCUUCAAGGACGCGAUGUUGGGCGGGUUUCACACCCUGGCCGACAAAAGGCUGCUUCUGCUGUGCCCGGCGCUGAUAUGCACGGCCAUCCAUCUCGUUUACUGCGGCAUAGCCAACGCAUACCACAACAACAGCCGCGUUCGGGCGUUGAAUACCUUCUGCGCCCUGGCCGUGGCCAUCCCUUCCAACCUGGUUCUCUCCUGGCUGCUGGACAAUCGAAGGUGGAGCCGCAAGACGCGCGCCCUCGCGGGGACCACGUACGUGGGCGUCUUCCUCAUCGGCGCCUUCAUCGCCGAAGUGGUGCGGACGUGGCACUGGUCCCGCGUGGUGCCGCACACCAAAAUGGACUGGACCUCUCCCGACUUCGCCGGGCAGUUCAUCCUCUUUAUUGUCGGAUGGAACGCCGCCGGGAUGAUCCUCAAUCUGGCAACGUGGUAUCUGGGCACUUUGUCGAACGACCCGCUGAUCUGCUCCCAUUACGCCGGUCUCUCCCGUGCCCUCUUAGCGGUGGGACAAGGGUUCGUGUUUGGGAUUGACGCUGCCGGCAUCCCCUACCGCAACGAAGCGGGCGCGCUGCUGGGAAUGUUCAGUAUAUCUAUGUUAGGCAUGUACAUCUUCGCCUUUACCUGCGUCCAGGAGACUCGUUAUUUCAAAGAAGAGCAUGUCAUUGUCCCCAGGUAUGCCCAGGAGCAGCUGGGACAUAUUCAAGGCCAGGAAGCACGGGAGGGAGCCAAGCCUGGUGCUGACGGUUCGGAUGAGGUUCAUACAGAGGUUAUUGUCUCGACCACGGGGGAGAAGAAUACGGCAUAG